AUGUCUGUAAAGGAGGAGGGUGGCGGUGGUUAUGUUACUACUGUCGCCGCUAUGAGCUGGCCCAUGGCGAUUUGUAAACUCAUCGUGCUCUUCAUGUUUUACUUACUCGGGCUUGUUACAUGUUUUAUGCCCAAGUGUACCCUACGGCGUUGGCUACGUAGGGUGCAGCGGCAUUUUGUUGUGUGGUUGUAUGGCAUUCGCCCACCGGCAUAUUCCUCUGUGAGGUUCGUCAAUGUGAAAGCACCUAUAAAGGGGACGACCUACGAGUUGGACGGCAUUCUUGUUUUACCUGGUGAAGGAGAUAAGUUCCCCUUCAUCCUCAUUCGUACGCCUUACGGUAAGGAAACGUUGGUGAACGAUGCAAGGCUGUAUGCUGAACGUGGUUAUGGAGUGCUCGUGCAAGACAGUCGUGGGCGUUUCGGGUCUUCAGGGGAGUUCUUCCCUCUUGAGAAUGAGCGAGAGGACGCUGCUGCGGCUAUUGAUUGGCUCGUUCAUGAAUGUGAGUAUUACGAUGGUGAAGGCAUUGGUGUUCAUGGCCUCAGCUAUAAUGGCAUGUGUGCCUAUAGCUCCCUUUCUAACUCUCUAGGAAGGGAGCAUGUGAGAUGCAUCGUUCCUGGUGUAUCUGCGUGUGAGCUGUACCCGGUCAUAUUCGGUCAAGAUGGCAAGGGUGACACGAAACCUCUACCCGGCAUGCAGAUGCCUCUAAGAAAACGCAUCGAGCGGAUUUUGGUUUUAUUACAAUUCUUUUUCAUGGAUGAGGCGCCCCCAUUCAAAUUGGCUUAUUGGACUUUACCCUUGGAGAAUGUCGAUAAACUGUUGUUGAACGGCCAACCUCUGGAGGUCUACCAGAAGGCUAUUCGGGACACAGACGUCAAUGGGGAAUUCUGGAGGCACCGCAACGUUCUGUGCGACUUACGAACCGACACGCCCUUGGGUGGCAUACACUUCGUUGGUGGCUGGUACGAUUUCUUUCUCCGCCAGAUGCUCAACGACUACGCCAAAGCAAAGAGCUCAGGGAGAGGUGACGUUCGCCUCACUGUAGGCAAGUUCGCCCAUUGGCAGCUGUUCAAAUACGUGCCCCUAUACACUCAUGCUGUGGUGAGCUUCUACGACCACUACUUCGAAGCACGAGGAAGGCGGCCUGUGGAGAGGGAUGACGCAUAUCCUGUGACCUUAGAAAUCAUACAGAGUCGUAAGGACGUCCUUUCAUAUUUGCACUUGAAGCAGUGGCCGCCUCGCGAUACGGUCCCUAUGGGGUUGGUCAUGACCUCAGAUGGUAGGCUCGAGAACGAGGGUGCAGCUGCACGACUAGAAGAGGGCGUGGUGAGGUACCACUACGACCCACGUGCACCGACCCCGGCUGUGGGAGGGACGUCUUUCAAUGCCAAGAAUUGUGGGGAAAUGCUGCAGGACGAUUUUGAAAGGAACAGGCUCAUCAUAGGAGAUCUGAUUAUUUUCACGAGCAAGCCGUUCGAGAAGGAUGUUCUCAUAGUCGGUAACAUCAAGUGUCGGACGACAGUUGUGUCCAGUUCGGAGAGUGUUGACAUAGUGUGCCGUCUCUGUAGAGUCGACAAGGAGGGCCACUCAUAUAAUCUUUGCGACGGCUUGGAGCGCCUUUGGAAUGCUGAGACUCGACACACAAUAGACGUGGAUGUGGGAUCGACAUGCGUGUUGAUUCGCAAAGGCGAACGCGUAAGACUACAGGUCACCAGCGCAGCUUAUCCGAGGUGGCUGCGCAACUUUAACACGGCUGAUAGAAACAUCGCUCAAGUGACCAAGCUCGGUCCAGUUUCAGAACAAGAGAUCAGCGUCGGAUCAGCAUCGGUGUCAUUGCUGAGCCUCCCAACGUUAAACAGCGUCUUGGGAGAACGUCGUACGAUUGAUUAA
Perkinsus marinus ATCC 50983 is the source of this 1887-nucleotide messenger RNA. RefSeq lists its product as hypothetical. Gene Ontology annotation, molecular function: dipeptidyl-peptidase activity. Lineage: Eukaryota; Perkinsozoa; Perkinsida; Perkinsidae. The record is from RefSeq and is a predicted model, not a curated record. The coding region runs from base 1 to 1887 and encodes 628 amino acids. The transcript is spliced from 10 exons.